Molecule: messenger RNA, 510 nt
Organism: Echinostoma caproni
Lineage: Eukaryota; Metazoa; Platyhelminthes; Trematoda; Plagiorchiida; Echinostomatidae
Source: the annotation of a GenBank genome assembly
GUGUUUAAUCUCGACUACGGUGGUCCGUUACCUGGGCUCUACUGUUUUCGUCAUCUGGCGUCGUACAAAAUUCUUGUUUGUGGUGGAGAUGGCACGGUCGGAUGGGUCUUAUCCUGUCUGGAUAUUGUCGGUCAGGAUGCCGCAUGCAACUCGCCCGCGAUUGCCCCAUUGCCUCUUGGAACAGGUAACGAUCUGGCACGGGUGUUACGCUGGGGUUCUGGGUAUUCGUCAGCCGAGGAUCCGUUGGCCAUUCUGAAGGAUGUGGUAGCUGCAGAGGAAGUUCAAUUGGACCGGUGGACAUUUGUCGUGCGCCCGGAUGAGGAAUUCAAGGAUGAGACCAAAUUGGCACUGGAAUUGCAAACGAACGCGUCGAAUACGAACGAAGACAAUUCCAUCAUGAUCAUCAUGAACAAUUAUUUCGGGAUCGGAAUCGAUGCCGACCUUUCUCUGGACUUUCACAACGCGCGUUCCGAGAAUCCGUCCAAAUUCAAUAGUCGGUUAGUGUCCUGA